Messenger RNA from Cricetulus griseus (Chinese hamster), 1638 nucleotides. The record is from RefSeq and is a predicted model, not a curated record. NCBI's taxonomy places the organism in Eukaryota, Metazoa, Chordata, Mammalia, Rodentia, Cricetidae.
AUGAACACUCUGCAGAGUCUGGGUGGUGUGACUGCAAAUGUUUCUAACCUGGUACUAAAGGGACAUAAUAUCCGGAUAAAGCCUCGAAGGAUGGAAGAGGAAGGCCCCAGGGCCACCUUGAAGCCACUGGUGUUCCGAGUGGAUGAGAGCACUCCCAGGGUUGUGCAGAGCGUCCUCCUGGAACGCGGGUGGGACCAGUUUGAUGAGCAGCAUCAGGAUGUGGAGGAUUGGAAUCUGUACUGGAGGAGGUCCUCCUUCCGGAUGGCUGAGCAUAUCAAUGUCAAGCCCUGGCAGAGACUGAACCACCACCCGGGGACAAUCACCCUCACCAGGAAGGACUGCCUGGCAAAGCACCUGGCACAUAUGAGGAGGCUCUAUGGCCGGUCCCUCUACGAGUUCACACCCCUGACGUUUAUCAUGCCCAGUGACUACACCAAGUUUAUAGCUGAGUACUUCAAGGAGAAGCAAGUACUAGGUACCAAGCCCACCUACUGGAUCUCCAAGCCGGCUAAGCUAUCUCGUGGAAGGGGCAUAAUCAUCUUCAGUGACAUCCGGGAUCUCAUCUUCAACAGCACCUAUGUUGUGCAGAAGUACAUCUGCAACCCUUUGCUGGUGGGGAGGUACAAGUGUGACCUCCGAGUCUAUGUCUGCGUCACCGGCUUCAGGCCUCUGACUAUUUACAUGUACCGGGAAGGGUUGGUGCGGUUUGCCACGGAGAAGUUUGACCUCAGGAAUUUGGAAGACUCUUAUGCCCACUUGACCAACAGCAGCAUCAACAAAGAUGGGGCCUCGUAUCAGAAGAUCAAAGAGGUGGUGGGUCAGGGCUGCAAGUGGACCCUCAGCAGGUUCUUCUCUUACCUGCGCAACUGGGACGUGGACGACCUGCUGCUCUGGCGGAAGAUCAACCACAUGGUGAUUCUCACCGUCCUGGCUAUGGCUCCAUCCGUCCCCGUGGCCUACAACUGCUUUGAGCUUUUUGGGUUUGACAUCCUGAUUGAUGACAACCUGAAACCAUGGCUUCUAGAAGUCAACUACAGCCCUGCUUUGUCCUUGGACUGUUCCACGGAUGUCUCUGUAAAGAGAAGCCUUGUCCACGAUAUUAUUGAACUGAUUUGCCUAAACGGCCUAAGGAGUGAGGAUAGAAAGUGGGGCAGAGCUUCCUCAGGCAGCUCCAGGCUCUCCUUUGCCAGGAGACAACAGCCUGAGCUCUGCAAGUCUUUCAUACAGUUUGCAAGCAGGGCGUGCGGUAAUACCAACCCCUCUGUACGGAGAGCCGUUGACGCCGAUCCCAAGCACACACGGACCUCCCAGCUGAGAGAAAUGAUGAACAGGCAGCAUGUGCUUCUGACAAGAGAAGCCACCAAAAGCAAGCCAAGGCUCAGGGCUCGGCACACACCUCGCAAGGUGCUCUCCCCCAAAGUACCCUUAGCUCAGUCGCAGCCCCACAGGACCAAGGGACCUGUGGGUGUCCUCCCAGAAGCUGGCUCCACACCAAACGACCGUGCGGGCAACUUUGUUCUCAUUUUCCCUUUCAAUGAGGCUACUUUUAGAGCAUCCAGGAAUGGAUUAAAUGUCAAAAGAAUAAUUCAAGAGCUCCAAAAACUAAUGAAUAAACGACUCUCAAGUGGUAAAAACUAA